AGUGUACUGAUUGACGAAUGACAAAGCAACAAGAAAAACCGGAAAGUAACUCCUCUAACCUACUAUCCGUUUAUAAACUAUAGUUCACUACUAUUAAUGGGAACCUACUGGAGUUGAAAGGAAAAGACUUCCAGUGAAAAGUGAAUUUUGUUCUUGAAAGGAACCGGAUAUAUACUAACAGGCAGGAUGUUGUGGGGAGGAGGGUUGGAUCUCUGGAUCUGUAUAUCCAUAAUAUUCAUAUCAGUUCUACCCGCAGCGCACACUGCUCCUGUUGAAGAUUGGCCUGAGGAUUCACAACUAGCUUUCCCAGAAGAAGGUUGCUACUACCAGUACAAACACUAUGAUGAAGGAGAACAGAUUAUCACAAAUGAACCCUGCCUGAACUGUACAUGUCACAACCAAAUGCUCAUGUGCUUCCUCAGAGUAUGUCCUUUUAUCAAACCUGUUGGUAAGGAUUGUAUAGUGGAGAAGAGCGAAUCUCAAUGUUGUCCCACAAUUACUUGUCCCCCAGGUAAGCUUGUCCCACGAUAUCUUGUCCCCCAAGUAAGCUUGUCCCACGAUAUCUUGUCCCCCAAAUAAGCUUGUCCCAUGUGCCACAAUCGCUUGUCUUCCGGAUAAGGUU
Molecule: messenger RNA, 622 nt
Organism: Eurytemora carolleeae
Lineage: Eukaryota; Metazoa; Arthropoda; Copepoda; Calanoida; Temoridae
Exons: 5
Coding region: 187-579 (130 amino acids)
Source: RefSeq, a predicted model, not a curated record